UCUGUCAUUAUGUUUGUUAAGAAUUGCAUGGGAAAUUGUUGGUUAAAAUUUGGAGCUUUGCUGACAUCUAGUGGACACAGUUUGCAUGUGGAAUUUUGGGCAGUCAAGCAGAGCUCUUCCAGCUGCACGGUUGCUGUUUUCACUAGCCCUUCAGACGACUUUGGACACGUUUGUUCCUUGGACACUAUUUGUCUUUUUACAAAGAAAAGUAAAGAAAAGAAAACAAACCAGCCAAAGAGUUGCAAAAUAAAACAAGAAAACUACUAAGGACUGGAUUAUUUUCAAGCCAAGUGUUAGCUAGCUGUCUAGCUUUGUAAGAGCAACACAUCGUGAGGGCAGCAUAGUAAAAAGACAAUUACGCAGCGGGUUCAAACUCGUCAUGAGUCUACGUUCUGGCAAGAAAUAUACGAAGGACUACGCUAAGGACACCAUGGAUCGACCAAAAUCGACAGAGCAAGAAACAGAUGCUAAUCUGCAAGCUGAGAGAAAAUCACCUCUGCAAGUAAGUGACGUUGCAUCGCAGUCAUCCAAAAGAUCAUCUCGUUCUUCACAACGGUCAAGCAGGACGUCAGUAUCAACUGCUUCGUCAGCAGUUAAAGCACGGGCCAAAGCUAAAGCUGCUCAGGCUCAACUGGCGUAUGCUGAAAAGGAAGCUAGUGUAAUUAAACAAAAGGCUGACCUUGAAGCGAGUGUGUUGAAGCAGAAAGCGGACCUUGAAGCCAGUCUCCACAUUCUUCAAAGCCAGAGAGUUGCUGCCGCUGCUGAGGCUGAAGCUACGGCUUAUGAAGAGGAAGAGAUUGAAAGCGGGGAGAAGCUAAAAGAAUUACACACCACAGAAGAACCUCUCAGUCCUAUUGAACAGACUAGCAACUAUAUCGAGCAACAUGCUGAGCUAUUUCGUGACACUUUGCCACCGGAACGAGGUCCAGAUUCUACCGAAGCAACCAUCACACGCCAAAGAUACAGAUAUCCAAAAUUAGAAAAAAUUGAGUUCAAACGUGAAAAACCAAGCAAGUGGGAUCAACCGCUCACACACUUGGACAGAACUCAGCAACCUCAUCAAUCUGACAGAGGAUUUGUGCCAGAGCCACAAGGAGCACAUGAUCUUGCAAAGUACUUGAUGAGACGUGAGUUUGUCAGUUCAGGUCUUUUAAAAUUUGACGACCGUCCUGAACACUAUUGGUCAUGGAAAGCAUCCUUUCGUGGCGCCACGCAGGACUUGAACUUGUCACCCAGAGAGGAACUGGACUUGAUGGUUAAAUGGCUGGGACUAGAUUCAUCGCAACAAGCAAUGAGAAUACGUUCUGUGCAUGUUCUUAAUCCCGCAGCAGGCCUCAACAUGGUGUGGCAACGUUUAGAGGAAUGCUAUGGAAUGCCAGAGGUUAUAGAAAAUGCACUGUUUAAGAAAUUAGAAAGCUUUCCAAAGCUAACAAACAAAGACAACGACAAGCUACGAGAACUUGGUGACAUUCUACUUGAGCUAGAAUGUGCAAAAGUAGAAGGAUACUUGCCAGGCCUUACUUAUCUAGACACAGCUCGUGGCGUAAAUCCCAUUGUGGAAAAGUUACCUCACAGCUUACAAGAAAAAUGGAUAACUCAAGCAUCCAAGUACAAAGAGGACUAUGAAGUGCCAUUUCCUCCAUUUUCUUUCUUCUCUCAGUUUGUUAGAAAACAGGCUAAGAACCCUGCAGACCAUGCCACCCGGUUUACUGCAGCAGAGUACUUACAACAGACCAACUGGUUUACAGGUCCCAGUUUUUUGAAAUCAGAUUCUGCAGAAAAGCCCCCCGAAACCAACAACUUCAAUCUGGUGGAGCCUGAAACUGAUGUUGAAAUUAGACCCAUUGUGACAGUCCUGACUACUCGCACCUCAUCAGGUCAGCUAGGUUCACAUCGAUUUGAGCGAUUCUCAGAUUGGACAAGACUCUGUAACACUAUUGCCAGACUCAUGAGUGUCGCUGUCUCCUUUAAGAAGAAUCAUGAGGAUGCAGAACGCGAAACAGGGAAACGUUUUGCCAAAAUUCCCAGUACGGUGGAGCUUAAAAAGGCUGAAAUUCUAAUCAUUCAUGACAUCCAACAAGAGGCUUUCAAAGAAGAGCUUAAAUGUCUUGAGAAAGGAGCGACACUUCCUAAACAAAGCCCACUUCAGAAACUUAGCCCUGUGAAAGACAGUAAUGAUUUGCUGAGAGUUGGAGGUCGUAUUUCGUCUGCAGAGAUGUCAAACGAAGAGAAACAUCCACUGAUCAUUCCCCGAACAUGCCACAUUGCCACAUUACUUGUGAGAUUUUUUCAUAAAGAGGUGGCUCACCAAGGUCGCCACAUAACAGAGGGAGCUCUUCGAGCUGCUGGUUAUUGGAUUAUUGGAGCCAAGCGUCUGGUGUCUUCUGUAAUCCAUAAAUGUGUUAUCUGCCGCAAACUACGUGGACAUCUACAAAAACAGAAAAUGGCAGAUCUGCCAAGAGACAGACUUACACCUGAACCUCCAUUCACAAAUGUGGGCCUUGAUAUUUUUGGACCAUGGACCAUCAGUACACGUCGCACAAGAGGAGGAAGUGCUAAUAGUAAACGGUGGGCAGUCCUUUUCACCUGUAUGUCAACCAGAGCUGUGCACAUAGAGCUGGUGGAAUCCAUGUCAACAGAUAGCUUUAUCAAUGCUCUGAGGAGGUUUUUUGCUAUCCGUGGUCCUGCCAAACUUCUCCGAUCCGAUAGGGGAACCAACUUCGUGGGUGCAUGCAGAGAACUGAACAUCAUCUCUAAGGAGGCAGUGAUUGAAUCCUAUCUCCAAAGCAAAGGAUGCACAUGGAUUUUUAACCCACCACAUUCAUCACACAUGGGUGGUUCAUGGGAGAGACUUAUCGGUGUAGCCAGACGCAUUCUGGAUGCCUUGUUACUUCAGACAGGACACACUCAUCUCACACACGAGGUUUUGAGCACUCUCAUGGCUGAAGUCAUGGCGAUCAUGAAUGCCAGACCUCUGGUCCCUGUAUCCAAUGAUCCUGAGAUGCCAACAAUCCUCACUCCGGCCAUGUUGCUUACUCAAAAGUCAAGCACAGUAUCAGCUCCUUCUGGUCAAUUCAAGAUGGGUGAUCUCCAAGGUAAACAAUGGAAACAUGUCCAAUGUCUUGCUGAUACCUUUUGGAAGAGAUGGAAACAGGAAUAUUUGUCCACUUUACAAGUGCGCAGAAAAUGGACUCGGCUAGAGAAAAACAUAAAGGUGGGAGAUGUUGUCUUGCUUAAAGACAAUCAAGCCCACAGGAACGAUUGGCCCAUUGGAAUUAUUGUGAAAACUUUACCAAGCAGUGACAAGAUUGUACGCAAGGUAGAAGUGAAGACAACAAAAGGAGGACAAGUCAAGGUUUUCCACAGACCUGUCUCAGAAGUUAUUGUUCUGCUUUCUGAAGGCCUUUGAAGAUGGACUGAUUGAGUUUUCUGUAACUAUGGUGUCAAAAUCAUAUUUUGCCAAGCGGGGAGUGUGCUGACUCUGUCAUUAUGUUUGUUAAGAAUUGCAUGGGAAAUUGUUGGUUAAAAUUUGGAGCUUUGCUGACAUCUAGUGGACACAGUUUGCAUGUGGAAUUUUGGGCAGUCAAGCAGAGCUCUUCCAGCUGCACGGUUGCUGUUUUCACUAGCCCUUCAGACGACUUUGGACACGUUUGUUCCUUGGACACUAUUUGUCUGUAAGUUCAUUUCAUCUGUUGUCAUUCUGGUAUUGUGGAAUAUUUUGUG
Cyprinodon tularosa is the source of this 3723-nucleotide messenger RNA. RefSeq lists its product as uncharacterized. The transcript is spliced from 3 exons. Gene Ontology annotation, molecular function: nucleic acid binding. Lineage: Eukaryota; Metazoa; Chordata; Actinopteri; Cyprinodontiformes; Cyprinodontidae. The record is from RefSeq and is a predicted model, not a curated record. Gene Ontology annotation, biological process: DNA integration. The coding region runs from base 380 to 3409 and encodes 1009 amino acids.